This is a messenger RNA of Cladophialophora psammophila CBS 110553, 1422 nucleotides long. RefSeq lists its product as uncharacterized. Bases 1 to 1422 code for a protein of 473 amino acids. The record is from RefSeq and is a predicted model, not a curated record. The transcript has 3 exons. NCBI's taxonomy places the organism in Eukaryota, Fungi, Ascomycota, Eurotiomycetes, Chaetothyriales, Herpotrichiellaceae.
AUGUCUCUUCCAGCAACCCUCCCUCUGGAGAUCGUCAGAAAUUAUGCUCCCGCCGUGGCGUUCCAUCAGAACGAGAGGUGGCUUUCAUGUAGCAUUGAAUACCUCUGCAGCGGUGGCACAACCUUGAACAACCAGCUGUUUAUUGUGUACAAAGACAACAACUCGGCCCAAUUGUGGGUCACAGCGAGCUCCGACUUGGAAACCUGGCGCGCACAGCAGAUUCCCCAUGAAUAUGCUUAUGGCGUCGCAUUGACGGCAAUGGAUGGGGUCUUGUACCUGGCGUAUAGCUCCUAUGACAGCAGCCACAUCAUGUGGGCCCAAUCGUCUGACGGUUGGAACUGGACAGCCAAGGGACAGAUUAACGGGGAAGACAUCAACCAGACACCAGCCCUUGUGACGAGGGGUGACACGGUUAUCUGCGUCUUCUCCUCUUCUACUGGCUCACCUAGUCUGCGCCAGGGCACAUAUACCGCGCAAGGUGGUUGGAAGGACAGUUGGGAGAUACCAGGUCACACAGCCUAUCAAGUCGCUCUUGCGGUGGACAACUCCGGUGGAAAUCUCCUGUUUUACGCGUCUCAGAGCAUAGAUGGGGUGAAUUGGAUCAACACGCAAGAGAUCCCAAAUGCAGGUUCGGUGCCAUCCUUGACAUUCUUCCAAGGAAGAUUUUGGUUGUCCUGGUGUGGAACAGACUCUAACCAAUCCUUCUGCAACUGUUACCUGGCGGCGGAUUUGAGUGCCAACAUCCCCCCAAUCUCAAACCCAACACAAGCCGACCUCAUGGCUCGUUCAUCCCCAGACUACUUUCUCAAUGUCACCGACUGCGUCCAGUCCGGUCAGCCUCUAGGGGAUGCGCCGAUAUACUAUGCGGUCCAAGAGAAUAAAGACAAAGGGACGAUUACUAUCCUUUACAUCUUCCUAUAUGCUUACCAGCCCGGCCAGACUAUCCGCCUGCCCGGCUUCACUGCUCUUAUCUGGAACAUCGGCUAUCACCAGGCCGACGUGGAGCAUUUUUAUGUCACAUUGAAGCCGGAUAGCAGUCAGCCGGAUGGAUUUGCCAAGCAGGAAUUUUAUUUAAUUUCGAGGCUGAUGGUAAUCCCAACCCUUUCAAGGCGGAUGAAGUGGAUUAUCACGAUGGGCCAAAUGGCUCCCACGCUGCUGAACGGCGAAAAAGCGAUCCUUGCAGACAUGCGCCUCUUGCUUCGUGCGAUACCAAUCGGUCUUUCCAUCAUCAUCAUCAUCAUCAUCAUCAUCAUCGACAGACCUAUCUUCGAUACGCUGACCAAACUCUUAAAUUAUAGUGGCCUCCGUUGCCCUUGCUGGACACGGGAUCUGGAAUCGGAAAUCAUUCACGGGCGACUGGGUGACGCAAUUCUCUGCAAAUACGGUGCUCUUUGGCGAGCUCCAAAUCGGACCCCUUUUUGA